Molecule: messenger RNA, 846 nt
Organism: Maniola jurtina (meadow brown)
Lineage: Eukaryota; Metazoa; Arthropoda; Insecta; Lepidoptera; Nymphalidae
Product: steroid receptor RNA activator 1-like
Exons: 3
Coding region: 161-763 (200 amino acids)
Biological process (GO): regulation of transcription by RNA polymerase II
Cellular component (GO): nucleus
Source: RefSeq, a predicted model, not a curated record
UACCGAUUGACAUUUGUAGAUUUCACUGAUUCGACGUUUUACUUUAUUUAUAAUUCCCUAAAAAUUCUAAUUAGAAUUAAAUACCUUGACUAUAGGAUUUAUUGUUAGUCUGUACACAUUUUCUUUAUUAUUUUCUUGAACAGUUGCACACACAGUGGUCAUGGAAAAUUGUGAAAAUACUUCAAAUAAUAAAGUGUCAUUCGACCCUGGUUGGAACGACCCGCCGAGUUUUGCGUACAACGCAAGCCAGACAACUACGCCUAAUAGACCACGGAAUUUCCUAAACAAAAGAGUGGCUUUUCCUUUAUCUGGUAACAGUAACACUGCAAUACCACCUCCGAUGAUUAACUUACCACCUUUACUGACAACAAUACUUCCUCCUGUACAAAUCCCACCAUUAGAACCCAAACCUCAAGAUGAUAUUCAAAUAGAUAGUGAAAGCGUGCUAAAAGAAGUUAAAGAUAUUUUAUUAGAAUUCCUAGAGUCUAGUAGCGAAUUGGGAACGAAAGCAGAGAGCAUUAAGAAGAAAAUAGGAAUAAUGGAAGAAAUGUGGUUGAGCGGGAAGCUAAACAAACAAAUUCAGAUACAGAUGAAAGACUUAGCAUGUGCUCUUAGAGAUGACAAUCCAACUGAAGCAGAUGAUAUCCACAAAGCUCUAAUGGUUGAUCAUGUAAGCUCCAUAUCAACCUGGAUGCCGGGAGUCAAACACCUCAUCUACCACUGUAUUGCUCGUUCUGAACUAUUAUCUAUUGAUAAAGAAUAAAAAGAACCGGCCCACUCUGGGCUGAUAACCUCAAAAAGGUGGCAGGUAGAUAAGGAAGAGGAUAACUGUGUUUGGUGGUGAUA